Molecule: messenger RNA, 1213 nt
Organism: Aquila chrysaetos chrysaetos
Lineage: Eukaryota; Metazoa; Chordata; Aves; Accipitriformes; Accipitridae
Product: regakine-1-like
Exons: 3
Coding region: 775-1065 (96 amino acids)
Biological process (GO): inflammatory response; cellular response to tumor necrosis factor; cellular response to type II interferon
Cellular component (GO): extracellular region
Molecular function (GO): CCR chemokine receptor binding; chemokine activity
Source: RefSeq, a predicted model, not a curated record
AGGGGGUGCAUGGAGACAAACCAUGUCCAUGCAGGCUUUGGGGAAAGCCACCAGUGAGAGGGGCAAGAGGCAGGCACGGCCCGUGAGGAGGGGGCUUCCCACGCUCCUCGUCAGCCAUCCUAACGAGUGGAGACCCCUGGCCCAAAUUCAGUCAGAGCUGUCCCUUGGGGGUGCCUGGUCGGGCCCCACCGACAGCCCACACUCUGCGGAUGCGAGGAAGAGAUGUGAUGGGCACGGCCACCGUGACCGGCACCGUCAUGGGCACAGCCACCACGAUGGGCAGCCAGUGAUGGGUCUCAGGGUGGGCUGGGGCGAGCCCGACCGCCGCCGAGCCGCUCGGCCCUGUGCAAAAUUGCAAGAGAGGCAUCGCAGCUGACAAUGGGUGGUUUUUGAAAAUAAACUCGCCCCGGGCUUUGGCAAGUGUGAGCAUCAUCCUGUGUGGUUUGCUGGCGGCAACAACCAAACCCAAAAUAGACUGCCGGCCCCAGUGCAUCACCAGUGGCGCAGAGCUGCCGGCUGCUAGCCACACUUUCCAGCAGCCCUCAGGUACCGCAGGGGCUGGAGAGGCCAGGAGAAGGAAUUUCCAUUCACCACUUGCCCUUUAUCAAUAUCUCUGGGUGGUUCUUUCCCCGGGGAGAGUCCCAAGCUGUCAUGGAAAGCCUGGCCGGGGGGUAUAUCAUGCCGAGGUGCAGGCAGGAGAGUCAGGUAGCUCUCGGUGGCCUCGAGUCAGUAAGAGCUGCUGGCUGUUGGCACUGACCAAGCCCCGGGUUGGACAUGAAGGUCUUCUCCUUGGCCCUGCUCACCCUGCUGCUGGCGGCAAUCUGGACUGGAAGCCAGGGUGUCUCCUUCCGCAGUUCCUACGGCGUGUGCUGCUACCAGGAGAUGUUCUUCCGGCAGAAAAUCCCUGCCUCCCUCAUCAAGAGCUACCAGAAGACGCCUUCCCACUGCUCCCGCAAGGCCGUGCGCGUGGAGCUGCAGAAGGGGAGGAAGAUCUGCGUGGACCCGGAGGAGAGCUGGUUCCAGCAGUACCAGCAGAAGAAGAAGUUGACCAGCACCUCCACGUGAAGCUGCCGUCCAUAUAAUCUCUAUUUAUUUCCAUCCCUCAAUUAUCUGUACGUUCUUGUCUCGUUAAGUUAUGGAGCUGGCUCCAUUCCCUCCCGCGCUGUUGCCCACUUCACACUACUGUACGUCCCUCGAUGGGUUUAAUAAAAUA